Messenger RNA from Moneuplotes crassus, 617 nucleotides. NCBI's taxonomy places the organism in Eukaryota, Ciliophora, Spirotrichea, Euplotida, Euplotidae. The record is from the annotation of a GenBank genome assembly.
UUUUAAUAAAUAAUGCUAAAAAAUUUACUAAUGAAAUUUGAAAGUCAAGAGAGCAUUACAAGGCCCAUAGUCUGAAGAACUUUUCUUGUCAAAAACUGCCUAACCUUGGCUUUGUUCAUGGCGUUUUUAUGACGGAUUUCUCAGUGAAAUAAUGCCUUCAAGGAAUUUAUUAAUCCCGGAAAUUCAGGAGAGUAUAUGCCCAGACCACCUCCAGAGAUUAAGAAGGCUGUAUUUGGGUAUACUCCUUAUUGUGAAGACAUAAACCUAGAGUAUAGAGAUUUCCGGUUUUGGGAAAGUGAUAAUUUCCGAAGAUAUUACAGAGACAACACUUAUCACUUCGGAGCACUUGGCUUAAUUGACCUUGAAACAUACGCAUCUCUUGGUACUGGACGAGGGCUAAUAGAAGCAUAUUCAAGUCUGAGUCGAAGGGCUAAUACUCUGAUUAGCCUUGACCAAGACCUGAUCCAUACCUAUCAAAUGGUAAACAAGGUGGUCACUAUUGAUGAACCUUGGGUCUGGUGUAAGUACUGGUGCUCUGAGGAUCUAAAGGAAUCCUCUAUAUUUAUCGAUGAUUGAAAUCCCCCAUAAACUAAAUCUUCUAUAUCUCAGAUACAAAA